CCAUAUCGCCCCUGUUUUUUUUUAUAAAAAGGGCCAGGCCCUCCCCAUUUCUUCUUCACGCACGCACGCAAGCUGUCUUCUCUCUUCGUUGUUUUCUUUCGAUACGAGUAAAGCAAAAGUAGUCGGAGGUAGUAAAGGAAAGGAAGUUAAAACUGAGGACUAGUGGCACAAAAGCUGCAUUGUUCAGGCAAGUAACCCUCCUCAACCUCUAACCUUUUCGUUGAACUAGAACAAUACUUUUAAAGUAUGUUUAGUAUAUUGUACUUGUGAUAUCGUUGUUAAUAAUACCUAUGCUCUACCCCAAAUUGCGAAACAUGUUGAGAACCUUGGGGAAGUAGAAAAUUUUCAGAAGAUCUUGAAAGUUAAAGUUAGCAUAUUUUGCUGUUUUUGUAUAAUGUUCUUCAAGAUAUGAGAAUUAUAAAUGAAAAAGAAAUGAAUGCUUUGAUAGUACAAGAACUGAAUUCUUGUUGAAAUAUGAAAUGUUUAAAACUGUUAUUGUUGCAAAAAUGAUUGGUGAGCGUAAGAGGCCGAGUGACGCCGGUCCAGCGUACUUCAGGUGGCGUAAGAGGCUAGUUUCACUAGUCCAGCGUAAAAAGGCCAAAGAGUUGCCUAAUUGGGUGCCCAAUUGAUGUCCAGAGGGACUUUAUGUCCGGUAUGGGGACAUACGUGGCUGAUCACCCGUAUGGUCCAGAAGCGUCGAGUAAGGAUCCAAUCAUAAUGCUUAUUUUAAAUUUUAUGAAAAGAAUGUUUAUUUGGAAAAAGCUCUGAUGCGAUGACAGGAAAGUUUUUUUUUAGGAGAUUAUUUUGUGAAGUAACUUGAGUUUAUUGUGAAACUCCAAAUAAUUUUUAGACAAAUAAUUUCUUUUAAACCUUUGGAAUUUACUAAAACCAAAUAAAUUUAUACUCCUCUCUGUCUUUUAUUUUUCAUAAUCACAUGAGCUUAAUCUCUUUUCCUAUAUUAGAUUGGUUACUUGCUGAGCUUGUUUGGCUCAUAUUUUCUUGUCUAACCCUGACAGCUAGGUGUGAAGAUCGUGUGAACCAAGCCUACCACCAGCAAGAAUAGUGCUUAGCAGUGAGACUGAUAAUGUUUUGUUGUCUCGAAUAGAUAGUACGUGAGAACAUUAAGUAGUAAGCUGGAAUUCUGUAAGGAUUAAUUCAUGUAAAUUAUUCAGGUUAUAACUGUAACUCUAUACCGGAGUUAUGUUUUUAAUUUGUUCUAGAAUUGUGAUAAUAUUUAGUUUGCUUGUUUCAUACCAUAACCUGUGAUAGGUCCAGGGAGUAUUGGGGUCUGAAUAUUAUAUUCAUGUUUGAAUUAAUUUAGUUAUGUGACUCCCCGAUCUAGGCCCCAGAUUGGGAGGGUGUCACAAGUUGGUAUCAGAGCUACAGGUUUUGGUCACUGAAACAAGCCAGGGUUAAUCAAAUAGAUAAGGUUUAUAAAGAGUGGAUAAUAGGAAUGAAACUCAUAUAGGGUUAUGUUCGAUUUGUGGUUAUGGACUCGACAUUUAGGAAGAUGGAGUGACUGUAGAGAUUCUUUUGAAUUUUGAUUAGUGUAGUUGCUAAGAGUGAAAAGAAAAACUGGGUUACAUGACCCGUGCUAGGCGGUAAGUCAGAGCGAGUGUUGUAGAAGAGAUAGCUAGUAGGCAGAUGUGUAAGGGGCCUAUAGCCACUGACCCGCUAAUUAAGGCCUUUAAAUUUAUGAGUUCAGGGACAUGGAUGUUGACCCGGUUAAGAGCUAUAUGAAUGUUGAUUUAUUCAGUUAUAGAUUUCUUCAUAUGAUUGUUGUAUAAUCGCUCAAGUAAUGAUUGUUUUAAUACCUAUGCAUAAUACCUAUGUUCCCCACUUAUUUGUGAAUCCUUGUAGCGCGAUAGGUUCCUAUAAGAAAAAAGAGAGAAUGUAUUCAAUGAAAAAAAAAAAAAAAAAGAUAAGGUGGGAGUUAAUGAAGUGUUUGAGAGCAACUAGUAAUAUAUGUGGGAUCAAUAAAAGAAAGUCUGAUGUUAUGUUGGUAUAUGGGUAUUGUCUAAUAAAUCUUUGUUGUUCAGAAAGAUGUCAGACUCAACUAUUCCCCCUGCAACCACAGUCGAAAGAAAUGCUGAGAAUCCGGAGGGUCAGAUUCGUGCAGACCCUACAAUGGCUCAAAUUUUACAAAUACUCCAACAGCAAACUGCAGUUAUAGCACAACAACAAAAACCACCUCAGUCAGGAGUGACUUUUAAAUCCUUUCAAGCUGUACACCCUCCGGAAUUCAAAGGUACUGCUGAUCCUAUAGAAGCCAAGGCAUGGAUUAAGGAGAUAGAGAAAGCGUUUGCCUUAGUUAAGGUAGGUGAAGAUCAGAAGACAGAAUUUGCAAGUUAUUUCUUGAAGACGGAAGCCAAUUAUUGGUGGGAAUCCACGAGAGUUUUAGAAGGUGAGGGUAUAAUCACAUGGCAGAGAUUUACAGAAUUAUUUCUUGAGAAAUAUUUCCCUAGUUACAUGCAAGAUCAAAUGGAGAUCAAGUUUCUGGAAUUAAAGCAAGACGAUAUGAGCGUAGCUGAGUAUGAGACCAAGUUUUCUGAAUUGGCUCGAUUUGUCCCUGAGUACAUUAAUACUGAUGCUAAAAAGGCAAAAAGGUUCCAGCAAGGUCUAAGGUCUUGGAUCCGAGGUAAGAUUGCAGUACUUGAGCUUCAGAGUUAUGCAGCGGUAGUUCAAAAAGCAAUGAUCAUAGAAGGGGAAAGCGAAUUGUCUCAAAAAGAGAGAGACAUGAGAAAAAGGAAGAAUGAGGAAGUGGGAGGAGGUUCAAGUAAGAGGAAUUUUCAAAACAAGUUUAACCGGAAGUUCGAAGACCAGAGUAGGGGAAAUCUGAAACCUAAAGAGGGAAAUGGAGGGCAAGGAACUCGAUAUCAACCAUCUACCCAACAAAGACCAGUAAGGCCUCCAUUACCUGAAUGUGGAACUUGUGGGAAGAAGCAUCCGGGCGUUUGUAAUAAGCCCAAUAUCACCUGUUACAAAUGCAACAAGAAGGGGCAUUAUGCCAAAGAGUGUACCAAUCAGAGGAUAGGAGUUACUUGUUAUAAGUGUGGGAAGCCGGGCCAUGUUGCUCGGGAAUGUAAGGAGUCUGCUCAAGCUUCAAAUGUUCUUAGAAUUACUGGACCACCAACUCAAGCUUCACCUACUCAGCCCAAAGCCAGAACUUUCAACAUGACUAUGCAAGAUGCCAUACAAGACGCAGAUGUGGUGGCAGAUACGAGUAAAGCAAAAGUAGUCGGAGGUAGUAAAGGAAAGGAAGUUAAAACUGAGGACUAGUGGCACAAAAGCUGCAUUGUUCAGGCAAGUAACCCUCCUCAACCUCUAACCUUUUCGUUGAACUAGAACAAUACUUUUAAAGUAUGUUUAGUAUAUUGUACUUGUGAUAUCGUUGUUAAUAAUACCUAUGCUCUACCCCAAAUUGCGAAACAUGUUGAGAACCUUGGGGAAGUAGAAAAUUUUCAGAAGAUCUUGAAAGUUAAAGUUAGCAUAUUUUGCUGUUUUUGUAUAAUGUUCUUCAAGAUAUGAGAAUUAUAAAUGAAAAAGAAAUGAAUGCUUUGAUAGUACAAGAACUGAAUUCUUGUUGAAAUAUGAAAUGUUUAAAACUGUUAUUGUUGCAAAAAUGAUUGGUGAGCGUAAGAGGCCGAGUGACGCCGGUCCAGCGUACUUCAGGUGGCGUAAGAGGCUAGUUUCACUAGUCCAGCGUAAAAAGGCCAAAGAGUUGCCUAAUUGGGUGCCCAAUUGAUGUCCAGAGGGACUUUAUGUCCGGUAUGGGGACAUACGUGGCUGAUCACCCGUAUGGUCCAGAAGCGUCGAGUAAGGAUCCAAUCAUAAUGCUUAUUUUAAAUUUUAUGAAAAGAAUGUUUAUUUGGAAAAAGCUCUGAUGCGAUGACAGGAAAGUUUUUUUUAGGAGAUUAUUUUGUGAAGUAACUUGAGUUUAUUGUGAAACUCCAAAUAAUUUUUAGACAAAUAAUUUCUUUUAAACCUUUGGAAUUUACUAAAACCAAAUAAAUUUAUACUCCUCUCUGUCUUUUAUUUUUCAUAAUCACAUGAGCUUAAUCUCUUUUCCUAUAUUAGAUUGGUUACUUGCUGAGCUUGUUUGGCUCAUAUUUUCUUGUCUAACCCUGACAGCUAGGUGUGAAGAUCGUGUGAACCAAGCCUACCACCAGCAAGAAUAGUGCUUAGCAGUGAGACUGAUAAUGUUUUGUUGUCUCGAAUAGAUAGUACGUGAGAACAUUAAGUAGUAAGCUGGAAUUCUGUAAGGAUUAAUUCAUGUAAAUUAUUCAGGUUAUAACUGUAACUCUAUACCGGAGUUAUGUUUUUAAUUUGUUCUAGAAUUGUGAUAAUAUUUAGUUUGCUUGUUUCA
Daucus carota subsp. sativus is the source of this 4366-nucleotide messenger RNA. RefSeq lists its product as uncharacterized. Bases 2044 to 3279 code for a protein of 411 amino acids. Lineage: Eukaryota; Viridiplantae; Streptophyta; Magnoliopsida; Apiales; Apiaceae. Gene Ontology annotation, molecular function: zinc ion binding; nucleic acid binding. The record is from RefSeq and is a predicted model, not a curated record. The transcript has 3 exons.